AUUUCCUAAACUAAGAUUAUUUUUCUAUUGAAGACUUUCUUGAUGAGAGGAUUUUUCUUUUAUUUUGUUUGUCUUCCAGGAGACAACCGCAUUCCUUCACAACAGCUUUGAUUGACUUAGGGGUAUUUUUUCGGCGUGCUUGUAUUGAGUUUACUAAAGGAGGUUUCAAACAGGAAAAUUCAAUAAUAAGACAAAUAAAAUAAAACCUUUUUUGCUGCUCAAAGUGGAUUUCUUCUAACCCUUUUUCCCAUCACAUCUCCAAUAUGCCCACAGAGUAAUACUGAUUCAUUUGUUGCUUAGACGUUUUUUUAUGUGUUUGUUUUUUAAAAAUACAUAUAUAUAUAUUUUCUCGUGUUUUUUGUUUUGUUUGGUUUGGAAGAAACCAGGGGAGACGUGGGGGUCUGAUGAAGAUGAUGGUCAGAAGGGGGAAUUGCAUCACCCCUGUGGGUGUCGCUGAAGGAGGAUAAAAACCCUCCUGCUGGAAUAUUUGACCCACUUCAACUCUGAUGGACGACAGCGGCGGGGGCUCCUCUCUCUGCUUUCCCAACCUGAACUCCUCCUGCAGGCGGCUGCUGCUGCCUAGCUUUAAGACGGCGCUCCUCUACGUCCUGCUGGCCUUUGUCUCUCUGCUCACCGUGACCCUCAACCUGCUGGUUAUCAUCUCCAUCUCCCACUUCAGGCAGCUGCACACCCCCACCAACGCCCUGCUGCUGUCCCUGGCCGGGUCAGACCUGGUGGUGGGGCUGCUGGUGAUGCCCAUCGAGGGGGUGCGCUACCUGGAGACGUGCUGGCUGCUGGGCCGGCUCAUGUGCACCCUGACGCCUUUCCUCUCCUACUGCCUGCUGUCCGGCUCCCUGGGCCACAUGGUGCUCAUAUCCGUCGACCGGUACCUGGCCAUCUGCCAGCCGCUGCUGUACCCCAGCAGGGUCACCCUGAGCCGGGUGGUGUUCCUGAUCUGCCUGUGCUGGGGCUGCUCAGCCCUCUACAACGGCUGCAUUCUGAUAGGACACCUGCAGCGGCCGCACAGGGUCCACACCUGCCACGGCGAGUGCGUGGUGGUCAUCAGCCACACAUCAGGAACUGUCGACCUGUUUUUCUCGUUAGUCGGCCCCUGCUCUGUCAUGCUGGUGCUGUACGCCCGGGUGUUCGUGGCGGCCGUGUCUCAGGUCUCGCGCCUGCAGACGGUCCCUUCCGUUUCGAUGGUGAAAAGGUCGGAGUGGAAAGCAGCCCGGACUCUGGGCAUCGUGAUCGCAGUGUUUCUCAUGUGCUUCUGCCCGUACUACUACCCUUCCCUUGCAGGCGAAGACACCACCACAAAGCUGUCGUAUUAUGCCGUCUUAUCUUGGGUCAUGCUGCUGAACUCCUGCAUGAAUCCCCUCAUCUAUGCCUUGUUCUAUCCCUGGUUCAGGAAGACCACCAGACUGAUCUUCACCCUUAAAAUACUGCAGCUUCGCUCCAGCGAGACCAAGAUCCUGUAGGUGAAAUUUACCACAAACCAAGCUCCUCCAACCUGUUAAAGUCAGCGUUCAUUCAGAGAAAAGACAAACAAAUGAUAAAUGUUUACCCACAAGGCAAUGCGCAAAUAACCCUAUGUAUACAGAUGACUGCUGCAUCAUUAUUGUUUUUUGGUUAGUGAUGAACUACACAGAAUUUUUAAGUCCAUGCCUUUAGCCCCAAUAACGCUCAGAUUUACUCCUUCGCUUGUUUGUGAUCAAUGUUCAAACAGUAAACAGUUAACAACCAUUAACAUAGAAAACACUGAUUUACCCAGAACACUAGUCGUAAGUUUUUUUACAAUAUGAGGAAAUGUGGAAGAACAUUUGGCAUUUCUGUACACAUGAUGUUCUGUUUUAAAUUGAAAAAAUAUCAAAGUAUUUAAUCAACCAAGUCAACUAAAACUUCCACAUCUCUAAACUAUUUUAAAAUGUUUUAUCUCCACAAACUUUAAAUAUUAGGAGCUAUACUAUAAAUCCUGGGAUAACAACGAUAAAAUGUCAAGAGAAGCUUAAUUAUCGAUGUACUUUAACAGUUUAUCUGCAUGUAGUUAAGCAGUUAAGCAAGUUAAGUUAAGCAAACACAAAAAAUGCUAUUAGGCUCCAAAUAUUCAUAAACCAAAUGAAAAUUGAAAGUAUAGAGAACCUACAUUAAAUCAUCCUUACAAAAAAGAAGUAUCCCAAAAAAAAAA
Molecule: messenger RNA, 2185 nt
Organism: Oryzias latipes (Japanese medaka)
Lineage: Eukaryota; Metazoa; Chordata; Actinopteri; Beloniformes; Adrianichthyidae
Product: trace amine-associated receptor 13c
Biological process (GO): G protein-coupled receptor signaling pathway
Cellular component (GO): membrane
Molecular function (GO): trace-amine receptor activity
Source: RefSeq, a predicted model, not a curated record